CAGAUAACGGCAAGCCUCUGGCUGUUUCACCCCACGAGUUUACAAAUUCCAUGGCACCAAUACCAUCAAACAUACAAUGAUUCAUGCACAGCCCAAGAACAAAUCCUCCACAUUUGAACGUAGUCACCUGGAAGGUUGCUUUUUUGGGUCAAUCUACAAUUCUGACAGCAAGCUACCGUAUGAGGUUGCUUAGAACAUUCGGAGCAAAGUCCAAGCACAGGAAGAAAAGUCCUUUCUUAUUUUUGAAUGUCAUGGGAAGAAAACUAAACUUGAGGAAAAAGCUUAAACCUACAGCUGUCAAACCAUGCUAUGUUGAUGUGUACGAUCCUGGCACCAAAGAAGCUGAAGAAGGGCGUCACUUCAGAGUUGCAGAGGCCCAAAUGCCAGCCCAAACAAUUGUACGAAGAUUCAAACAGCCCCAACUUGAAGCCCAUGCAUGAUCGGGCUGACACGUGGUAAACCCACAGAAGAGCUUUCUGCCCAAAGGCCAAAACGACUCGUUUGGAA
Molecule: messenger RNA, 507 nt
Organism: Carya illinoinensis
Lineage: Eukaryota; Viridiplantae; Streptophyta; Magnoliopsida; Fagales; Juglandaceae
Exons: 3
Coding region: 84-440 (118 amino acids)
Source: RefSeq, a predicted model, not a curated record